AUGGCAACAGUUGAAUGCUCAGCAGAUUUGUAUGAGCAGUAUAAGAACGGUGAUAGACUACCUCUGAGUGCUGGAGCAGUUAGAGACUUCUAUUUGCCUGACGUUGAACUGACAAAGCCUGCUGUUGUGCAAAUCCAGAACUUGAAAUGUGAAAAAGAAAACACAUUGAGUUGCUGUGCCCGUGCGAAAAUCUCAGACGGAUUCUUCUACUCAAAUUCUGCCUUCUUCUCUGACAUUUUAACUUCAAAGUUCGAGAAAGAUAACAUUAUUGGAAAGUCAGAUGAUUCUAACACGGGAGGAGAAAUUAUUUUGAUCAAAAAAAUUCGAAAACACGGCAAUCUGACUGCUCAAGGUUUGGUACCUGUCAUCAUCGAGGAUUAUGAACUUCUCAGCAGAGGACAUGAACUUGUGAACAAUGGAAAGCAACAUAAGAUCUCGGAUCUGAAUAGUGCCGAGCAAUUCCGUGAUUUCAUCCCAUCGUCCGAGAUUACCGUUGCUUGGUCAAAAGGACAAAACAAAGAAGCUGCGAAAAACAUGAAAGCUGCUCCACCUGCAAGUGGAAAGCAGAGUGCUGCACCUUCUAACGUUACUCCAAUUAAAAUGAUCACUCCUUAUGUUAACAAGUGGAGAAUCUGCGGGCAAUGCACCAACAAGGAAGAGCUCAGAGAUAUCAAAAGCAAGAAUGGCGAGAUGAAAGUUUUUAACUUCGACUUGACCGACCACAACGGUGAUUCUAUACGUCUUGCUAGUUUUGGGGACACUGCUAUCCGUGUUCACGGCAUCGUUCAGAAGGAUUGUAGUUAUUACAUUUCUGGAGGUACUGUAAAGCAAGCUAAUCGCGCUUGGAAUACCACUGGUCAUGAUUACGAGUUGACUCUCCGUAACGAUACUGAGAUCGUCCCAUGCCAAGACAAUGUCAAACUUCCACCAAUUUCUCUGAAGGCAUGCCCAUUGGAUCGUUUGGUUCAACAUAAAGAUCAGAACAUCGAUAUCUUGGCUGUGGUAGACAAGAUGGAUCCCCUUAACGAUUUUGUUUCUCGCGCCGGAAAAAAUAUGACCAAACGGGAUAUUCACCUCAUCGACGGUACCGGAACGAUUGUUCAACUUGUCUUAUGGGGAGAACAAGCACGCAGUAUGGAUGAGAACGCUCCUGGCCAAGUAAUCGGUAUCAAAGGAUGCAUGGUAAAGGAGUGGAAUGGAAGUAUCAGUUUGAGCGCUAUGGGAGGAUCUAAGAUUGAGUUAUCUCCUAACUUGCCAGGAGUUUCAGAAUUGAUUCAAUGGCAUCAUAAUGAGCGUCCAAAGAUAGAAGCCAAAACCCUCACUUCUAACGGCUCAGGAUUGGAUUCUUUCGCUAGAGAUUUCAAGCUGAUCGGAGCUGCUUGUGCUUUGCAAUUAGGAAACGAGCCUGAUCAACCAACUGGUCGUUACAUCACUAUGAAAGCCAUGGUUACUAACACAAGAGCUGAAAAUGCCAUUUACACGGCAUGUCCAAAUGAAGGUUGCCAGAAGAAGGUGAUUCAACUUGAUUCUCAAUAUCGUUGUGAGAAGUGUAAUACGACUAGUGAUAACUUCAAAUGGAAUUACAUGGCAAACAUGGAAGUGACGGACUGUACAGGAUCCAUCUGGGUUACACUGUUUGGCAAGUCUGCUGAAAAGGUGUUGGGGCGAACUGCUAACGAACUAGGAGAGUUGAAAGAAGGAGAUACCGAUGCUUACAAUGCCGUUUUCGAGCAAAUCCGAUUCAAGUAUCACAAUUGGAGAAUAAGAGCCAAGCCAGAAACUUAUAACGAUGAGACCAAGAUGCGGUACAGCGUUGUUGAUGUCACUGAUGUAAACUACGAUAAGUAUAUCGCCGAAUUGAAAAAGGGUAUUGAAGCUCUUGAAGCUAUUUAA
Messenger RNA from Auanema sp. JU1783, 1893 nucleotides. The record is from the annotation of a GenBank genome assembly. Lineage: Eukaryota; Metazoa; Nematoda; Chromadorea; Rhabditida; Rhabditidae.